AUGGACGAAAUUGUCGUUAGCAACGACCAGCGUCGCACCCAACAAACCACUUUUCAGCAGUACCAGCCUCCUGGCUCCAAACCGGCCGAUGAGUCUCCCACCCCUACGCGCCAAGUCACCACCGUCAUGGUCGGCGGCAAGGCUCAGGAGAGGCUUUUUGACUAUAUUGAUGGAAGAUGGGUGCAACUCACCGCUGCCGGCGUUCCGCGCAAGAAGCCCGGUCGCAAGCCCGGUACCGUUGUGAAACCCAAGACCGACACCGAAGCCAAGACCCGCCGACCUAGGAAGCCGCGCGAUCCCGAUGCGCCUCCUAUCCAGCGUAAGCGCAAGGUAGCCCUCACCGACACGGAGCAGGAUGAUUCCGACGUAUCACGAGCCCCUGGUCACGCAGGCGGCUCGCCUAACUCUACUUCCCGCAGCUUCCUGCAAACAUCGCCCACUCAACCACGCUCCUCACCUAAGAUGCCUAAACGCGACGGCUAUCCUAGCUCUAUGCAGAGCAUACUUAACGAUGACCCCCCGCCUCCCGCAUCUGUCCCUGUCCGCACCAGUGGGCAGAGCUACGAUCCCAUUCGCGGCAUAUCAGGCCCAGCCCGCGAUGCGCCGCCCUCGCAUACCCAAUAUUCCCCCGCAUCCGGGUCUCCGAGAACACUUGCCCACGCAAACAAGUCUCCCUCCAUAGCUAGUCUCCUGGAGCCCGCCGCACCCAAAAUGUCACCCUCAAAUUCGCACAACGGCUAUCCUGCGUCUCGUUUGCAUGACGAGAGGCCCCUACCGGCAUCACCAUCCAACCAGCCGCCUCGAGCGUUUGCCGCUCGCCCAGUCCCCGAAAAGGCAGAAACGCUCGAUACGCUUCGCCCUGUCCCCAACCCUUCCAACUUUACCACUAUUGCCAACGGUCCCGUUCGAAAGGUGUCCCCCAAGCACACUGGCGUAUCGACCCCGAGGACAGACAUGGACGACGUGGGAACCGAAGGCGAAGGCCGCUCCAUCCUCGACUUUGGCAAGGUUAAACCUGGAGAAGAGGCCGUCGUGCCUACAAUUGUACUGAGCAUCCCCAUCAACAGCGGCGAGACGAACAAGUACGUCAACUUUUUGCGACUCGCAGAGGACCGCUACGGCUGGGAUGCCCUGCACCCCCGCCAGGCGGCGAACCGGGACCGCAAGGCGCGCAUUGCGGCGGUGACGGCAAACCUCGAAAGGAACGAGUCGGGGAGAGAAUCUGGCGAUGAAAUGUCCGUGGACCUGUCCGAUGCCGAGGGUAGCAACCCCGAAAUCGCUGGCGCCAGCGGCACCGACAACCGGCCCAAGCCGACCAAGAAGAAGCGCAACUUCAAGGAGGACCAGUACGACGUCGACGACGACUUUGUGGAUGAUUCUGAGCUUCUCUGGGAGGCGCAGGCUGCCGCAAGUCGCGAUGGAUUCUUUGUCUACUCCGGGCCGCUGGUUCCCGAGGUGGAAAAGCCUCCACCUGGCAGCGAAGGACCCGUUCGUCGUGGUCGCGGCGGCCGUGGCAGCCGUGGUGGCCGUGGAGGCUCUACUCGCGGGGCCGGUACAGGUCGUGGCGGCGGUCCGGGCUCGCGCGGUGGUAUCGUCCGUAAGCCGCGAAUCACCAAGGCCGAGAGACUCCAGCGCGAAAAGGAAAAGGCCGAGCGCGAGUCCAUGGCCCAGAUCCCAAAGACACCGACGAGCAACUACGUCGUGCCAAACCCUGCCCCGAUCCAGCUCGGCGUUUGA
This is a messenger RNA of Cordyceps fumosorosea ARSEF 2679, 1737 nucleotides long. RefSeq names its product Histone promoter control 2 (HPC2). Lineage: Eukaryota; Fungi; Ascomycota; Sordariomycetes; Hypocreales; Cordycipitaceae. The coding region runs from base 1 to 1737 and encodes 578 amino acids. The record is from RefSeq and is a predicted model, not a curated record. The transcript has 2 exons.